AUGGCAUUCACGAUGCAUUCGCAUUCGGGGCAGUUUUGCCCCGGCCACGCAAAAGACCAACUGGAGGAAGUUAUUCAGCAUGCCAUCAGCAUAGGCUACAAGACAAUUGGACUGACAGAACACAUGCCCCGAACCGACCUGGCAGAUUUAUAUCCAGAGGAACUCGACGACCCGGAAGCCUCACUAGCUGUCCUCCCACAGAGGCACGAGGCGUACCUCAUCGAGGCCCAGCGUCUGCAGGCCAAGUACGCCUCGCAGAUCCACAUCCUGAUCGGCUUCGAGGGCGAGUUCAUCCGGCCCUCGUACGCGGCGCUGGUGCAGUCGCUCGCCGCGCACCCGGCCGUCGACUACUUCAUGGGCUCGCUGCACCACACGCGCGGCGUGCCCAUCGACUUUGACCGCGCCACCUACCUCCAGGCGCAGGAGAAGGCCGGCGGCACCGAGGCGCUGCUCUACGGCGCCUACUACGACGAGCAGCUCGCCAUGCUGCAGGCCCUGCGGCCCCGCGUCGUCGGCCACUUUGACCUCAUCCGCCUGCUGAGCGCCGAGCCCGGCCGCGACCUGAGGGCGUGGGAGCAGGGGGCCGAGGAGGAGGGCGGCGGCCGUGUCUGGGACAAGGUCGUCAGGAACCUGUGCUUCGUGGCGGGCUACGGCGGCUGGCUGGAGUGCAACAGCAGCGCGCUGCGCAAGGGCCUGGCGGAGCCGUAUCCUGCGCGUCCGAUCGCAGAAGAGUGGCUGAGGUUGGGCGGGAAGUUCACCUUCUCGGACGACAGCCACGGAAUCGCGCAGGUGGCGACCAACUAUCUACGCCAACUGGACUACCUUGAAUCGCUGGGCGUAAAAGAGGUGUGGACUCUGGAGCGGACACCUCACCCCGGCACACAGAGCGAGACGAAGGCGGAAUUAAAGGAGAAGAACAUCACAUUGGAAACAUUUAGACAAAGCUUACGAUUAAGGUGA
This is a messenger RNA of Phaeoacremonium minimum UCRPA7, 960 nucleotides long. RefSeq names its product putative histidinol-phosphatase protein. Gene Ontology annotation, cellular component: cytoplasm. NCBI's taxonomy places the organism in Eukaryota, Fungi, Ascomycota, Sordariomycetes, Togniniales, Togniniaceae. Gene Ontology annotation, biological process: L-histidine biosynthetic process. The record is from RefSeq and is a predicted model, not a curated record. Gene Ontology annotation, molecular function: histidinol-phosphatase activity. The coding region runs from base 1 to 960 and encodes 319 amino acids. The transcript is spliced from 2 exons.